Drosophila innubila is the source of this 649-nucleotide messenger RNA. RefSeq lists its product as uncharacterized. The coding region runs from base 19 to 279 and encodes 86 amino acids. The transcript has a single exon. Lineage: Eukaryota; Metazoa; Arthropoda; Insecta; Diptera; Drosophilidae. The record is from RefSeq and is a predicted model, not a curated record.
UCCCAGAAUUGUAGCAAAAUGAUGUUAAAUCCGAUUGAAAUUAUUUGCUAUUACUUGGUGCAACCCAUUGUCGAUCUCUUGGCCUACUUGCUAAACGAUGUGCACUAUCUUGCAUUUCUGGCUGCAAUCUGUGUAAUUGGAGUAUUGUUGGGCCUCGUCAUGGGAAUCAUAACACUUAUCUGCUUCAAAUACCAGGGCGUAGAGGAGCCAAAACAGAAACUACAAAACGAGGAAGGAAUUGAAAUCCAAUCGAAUAAUAAUAAGCUGAAGUCUGAAUAGCUAUCAAAACUUGUUGAGUUGUCUAUAUAAUGAUGCAUAAGUGAAAAUUUUGAAAUCUUUUUUAAUGGCACAAGAACGAUACUACAUGUCGAGCAGAAACAAUAUGGUCCAACGAGCAAUUCUUAGAAAUAUAAAGUAUACCGACGGUUUAAGUGUUUCCUUUUAUUCAUUUAAGGAGUCAAUAUACCCUUUAAUAGUACGCUCAACAAUUUGCAGAAGUAAAUUAUAAAUUUGAAAAUAUAUAAAAAAAUAUAAAUAAUAUUUAUGAAGAAUAUAAUCAGGGAAUAAUACUGGAACCGGUACCGGAGCCGAUAACCAAACUAUAUAAUAUUGUUUCAAAUUAAAAAAAAACUAAAAUUCAAAACUUUAA